AUGGCGAGUAUUGGAGAAACGGUUGUUAAAUAUGUAGGGCACAAGGUAUCGAAAGCUCGAUGGAUUCCUCAAGAAAAGGGCCAGUUGAAUGCCUCCGACACAUUUGUUACAGGCGGCUGGGACGACCAGGCAAGUGGACUCUUCUUAAACAAUCUUACUUUCGAAGAUUUGACAGUUAUGUUGUAGGGAAGAAAUUAUUUGUAAGACUUUCUGUAUUUUUUCUGUUUAGGUUAACAAAUUAUCCAUCUGGAAAAAUGAGGAGCCAAGUGGAGAAUCAGCUGCCUCCUUCGCUGUCGCAAAUGAACCAAAAUUGUUGUGUGACACUAAUUUUAUUGGAGAUGUAACGGACAUCGAGGUAAAUUAUACAAAAUGGUUAGCAAGUCAAUAUGCUCAACUCAUCAAUGAGCUAUGAAGUAUAUUAUUGAUGAUUAUAUUCCAUUUUACGCUAUUUAACCCUUUCACUAGCACAAAUGAUGUCUAUCCAUUUUUUGUCUCUUUCCUUGUAUAUGCAUUCAUUUUGAGCUUGUAGACGUACCCAAUAAAGUUGUUAAAUAAAUAAAUAAAUACUUGGAAUUUCUCCCUAUAAUAUCCAUACAUUAUCAAGUAAACAGGUAAUGAGGAGACUAAAAUUUAUUUAAAAAAUUGUUACCUUGAUCUAAAACCAAAUUCUUGUACCCAAUUUACAAGGAAACUAGAGGGGAGAAUUAGCAUUCAGAUCUUACGAGUGAAAGGGUUAAAUGCAAUCAAAUUAAGAUCUAGCAUUGAGUUUACAUGCGAUAGACCCUUAUAAGGUUCAUUGUAAACUUUUAGCAUGAUAUGUAAACCUGACAGCUUAUAACUAUGCAUGUGCAUCAACUGAUCAAACUGCAAGGCAAGUUAAUUGGUUUGAUCAGAGUGACUGUUGACUGUCACUACCCCUUGUCAGUGUUUUCUCUUCUUGCCAGACAGUUUGACACUGGCCAACUUAUAAAAAUUUCUCAUCAUCAUAAGAGCUGUGAUGCUCAGAUGUUUCUUAAAACAGCAUGUGGUUGAGCCUAGUUUUUGUGAAAUACGUAGCUUAACAGGAAAGCAUGCUCAAUACAUUGAUAUUUCAACUUUUUUUGUCCUCAAUUUGCUGAAUUCAGUCUGCUUUAAGUGUUUAAACCUGACCUAAUUAAUCUAACUUUCUUUGUUAGUGUAUUGAUUCAGAGAGAAUCCUGGUAUCAUCUUCAACAGGAAGUGUUCGCCUGUUCCAAUAUAGUUCAAAACACCAGGUUAGUGUAAAAGGUUUUAUAAUCCUUGUAAAUCCAUACUACACAGUACUGGUCUUCAGGUCAACUGAUGUGGUUGUGUUCUUGUACAAGGCACUUUGCUCUCCCAGUACUUGUCUCCACAUCUGGUAGUAUACACAGGUAGUUAAUUCAAGUCAGUACUCAAGCCAAGUGCUCCAGCCAGCUAGAGCGUAUCUUGGCAGUUUCUACAUGAAGCAACUAGGAGUAUUACUACUUCCCCCUGGAUGGGAUGCCAGUCCAUCACAAGGUUCCCUCUCCCCCUAAAAUUUCACCAGAUUCACCCACUGAUACCCCUGUGGGGAGAGACACUAUAGGUUAAAGUUCUUUUCCCAAGAACACAACCUAUGACAGGUCUUGAAACCUGACUGCUCGACCCAGAGUUAAGUGCACUUACCAUUAUGGUACAGCAUCACCCACAUUUUGUUCUACUCGUGCUUGCUCUUUAACUCAAGAGUUAAAAGUUGUUCCAGUGAACAUCCCACCUGGAACUUUGCAGUGAAAUUGUAUCCCUGGUUGGUGGAGUUAUGCUGCCAGAUGCUUUGGAAAUCAAUUAAAGUUAAAUUCUCACUUCCAAAAUUUAUUGUACAGUAAAUUCACAAACCAGGCUCUAUUUCAUGCAAUACUGUUUGAUAAGAUUCCAAACAAAAUUGGUUUUUAUUAUAACACUGAAGUUGAAAGGAAAGGAUAUUAAAAUCUUUUUGAACUUGUCAGGCCAUCAGACCCGAGGUUGAAUGGAAUUCUCUUCACCAUGUUGGAAGUCGUGGCUGUUCAUGUACAUGUCUUGCUACAAAUUCUGGCUCCAUUGAUGUAGUAACCGCUGGAGAAGACGGAAGGAUCAAUGUAUUGAAACUUGAUCAGAGGCAUCCAGUUAGAUCGAUAGGUAAGAAUUAACAGAGUUGAAGUAGAGAAAGAGUGUUAGUUGGCAGACUGCAGUAGUAUUUGCAGGAAAAAAGUGACAUUCGAACCCAUGCCUCCCAAAUGCCAGUUUGGUGCAACUACCAACUGUACAACAAAGCUAUACAUUGACAAGCUUUAUGCACAACAGCCAACAGGUUUUAUUUCAAGGACUGUUUGUUUACCUAUCUCUGUUUCAAUUUCUCAAACACUAUUUAUAUUUCUCAAGAAGUUGAUCAGCCCUUUCAAAAUAUUCUAUGAAAUCCCAAGACCUCCUGUAAGAUUUCAUAAAAGGUUACCAUUAAAUCAUUUUGUUGUGUAAGCAUUAUCCCCAGAUAAGAUGUCCUGCAAUUUUAUUCAUUUAAAUUAUGUGACUGUGAAAUCUCAUUGUUUUGCCUGUGUUCCCAGAUUCUGCCGACAGCACAACUAUAAACAGUAUUACUUGUAUAAUGUCACAUGAAGUGGCUGCUGUAACAUUUGGCGGUCAGCUCAAAGUUUGGGAUCUUCGACAACCUGGGAAUAAGCCUGGAAGAACAAUGUUACUGUGAGUGUCAAUUAAACAUUGGUUAUAGAUAACAUCAUUAAUUUAUAUUUAAUGAAGGUUAAUGUUUAAUCUUCUCAGAAAGGUUAAAAACUCUGGUCUGCUCUAUUUAUUUUUCUUGUUUUUGUUGUUUUGUUAAAGACUGAUAAUAACAUUGCUUGUCCAACAAUGGGGAAAACAAUUACUUUAUAACAAAUGCGGUAUGAUCAAUGAAGCACCCAGGCUUUGUUAGAGGCUGGCAAUUUUCAAUAUAAAUUGACCUAAGUUGCUACCAAGCUUGAAAUAUAUCAUUUGCAAAUUAUUUUGUGUACAGUUCAGGGGACCGUGUCUCGCUGCUGUGUGUUGACAAACACCCGAUGCAGCCACACCUACUUGCUGCUGGAGGUCAAGAUGGUGUACUAAGUAUCUGGGAUAUGCGACAAGAACUUUAUCCUGUCACAUUAUUGGAAGCACAUGCAGGAGAAGGUUGGACACCCUUUCCAUAUUUUUUUUCCUUGCCUUGUCAAGAGUUUGUUAGUUCUAACCCAUAACCCUUUAACUCCCAAGAUCUCAUUAGCAAUUCUCCUUACUGUCUACCAUACAGCUCUUGCAAUGUUAGUUUGAAGAAUUUUGUAUUGGAUCAACUAAUAAUCCUCUAAUUAAUAUUUGUCUUUAUUCUCAUCACUUGUCUACUUGCUACUGUAUUGAUAUUGUAAGGAGAAAUUCUGUCUUGGUCACUCAUGGGAGUUAAAGGGUUAGUGGUAGUAGUUAGUGGAACAUAGAGGUUUUUUUAGACUGCUACUAAAAAUUUUAGUGGGUUUUGUAAUGUGAGUGUUAUUUACUCCAUCUAACUGUGGCAUGCAAACUGUUCAAAAUGUGUCAUGUGACACUGGUGUCAAAAAAUGGAAAGGACAUGGACAUGUACAUGUACUUGAUGCAUGAUACCAUUGGGCACGCUGCAUGUCUUUAACUCUUUACCCCUUAGCAUCAGUAUCUAUGUUCUCCAUACUAUUCACUAUAUGUUUCCCAAGGUGCUGACAAAGAGAAUUUGUUUGAUAAUCAAGAGCUGCUUUAGUUGGUUAUCAUUUUCCCUUUUCUAAUAACCUUAUUGUUUGCUUCAAGGGUGAUAUUGUAAGGAGAAAGUAGAUGCUGGUCACUCUUAGGGGUUAAAGGAUUAAAAGAAGCCAUAUGGCUGGCAUUCAUUUUUGGAGGUUAAUAUGACCUGUGAGGGUUGGAUACAAAGAUAACUGAGCACAAAGAAGAUUUUGUUUUCUGUGAAAGAAUGCAGGAGAGGUGCUGAUUGUAUUUUGUGUAAGGUGUUGUUCAUGCAUCAACUGAAGACCACUAACACUUAAUAAUCUGAAAGUUGGCUGUGGAACACAGGUUGCUAGAUUGGUGACUUCUGCUACAUUAAGUCCCCAAAAUUGUAGUUUUGCUCGAGGGACCUAAAACUUGAAGCUCAGUGAAAUGAGCAGGUUUAUUUGUGAGAUGUGAUCGACAGACAAGUUUAGAAGCUUCAGGGUUUGAAUGUGAGUGGGAUGACACUUUUCAAACUUCUAGUGGUCAUUUAUUUGUUUUCUUUCUUUUUUUUUUUAUAAGUAUGGGAAGUGAAAUUUCACCCAUUAAGCCCAGACAACUUAUUCACUUGUUCUGAAGAUGGAUCCCUCUGGCACUGGGAUGGUACUUCUGUGGCUGUCCAGAGCACCACAGGCAUGCCAGGUUUUAAUUCAAGUCACCUCAGCAGUAUUGGCAAUGGUGCAGGUGCUGGCGGUGGAUAUGAGAGUACGAGUCCAUGGUUAUCGGUGGAUGCAACAAAACAUAAAAUGGAGACAUUCUCUCUUCUUCCAUAUAACAGACUGUCAAUUAACUCGCUAGAUAUUCAAUCAAUGCACUUGUUAAGUGGAAGUGACUGUGAAGCUAUUUUUAUUAUCAAAGAUCUGGUCAUUAAAUGAUUAUUUUUUAUAAUCAAAGCUAUUAAAAAUGUAAUUAUCAUAAUGUUUAUACAUUGUAACUUUUACAAACUUAAUAAUAUUUAGACUGUACAGUUAACUUUGCAGAUCAAUUUACAGGAACAGACAUUUCCUGGCAUAAAUUAGCAGCCAUCCAACUUUUCACUCUCAAGAUCUCAUUUGAAAUUCUUCUUACUGAUUGCCAUGCAUUUGUUAUGUUAGUUUUAUCAACUAAUAAUCCCCUAAUUGAUAUUUUUCUGUAUUUCCAUCACUUGUCUGCUUGGUAUUGUAUCGAUAGUGUAAGGAGUAUGGUAUAGAUUCAAAUUGAACUCUUGAGAGAUGAUUGCUAUUUUUGAAGUCUCUUAGUUUUCUACUUAAAGCAUCAAAGAUAGCUUUACUCAACAGACACUUGGCCCAUUGUUAACCCUGGGGCAAGUGUGGAAUUGCCCAUAAGGAAGGUGACAGAGACAUUGGAAACAUCAAUCUAAUAGCUUGUGAGAGAGAAGCCCUCACACUAUUACAUAUGAAAAUUAGCAGCCAAUAGUUUAAUUGUUUUAACAGGUAGUAUAAACCUACUAGUCAUUCAAAACCAAGAGCAAAAAAAAUCCUCCUAUUUUCUCUUGUUCAAAAUUUACUGGUAACCACAAGACAGG
Molecule: messenger RNA, 5287 nt
Organism: Pocillopora meandrina
Lineage: Eukaryota; Metazoa; Cnidaria; Anthozoa; Scleractinia; Pocilloporidae
Source: the annotation of a GenBank genome assembly